AGCACACCGACAACUACACCGUCCACAACGCCGACAACUACACCUGUAACAUCUGCAACAACCACACCCACAACAACUCCUGCAACUGCUCCAGGAACAACGACGACACCUAACUGGCCUCGACCAUUCCCGUUCCCUCCAGGACCAGGAUUCCCAUUUCCGCCACCACCACCUCUACCACCAAUGGGGCCUGGACCAUGGGGUCCUAUUGGCUUCCCUCCACGUGGGCCUAUGGGACCAUGGGGCGGACCUAUGCGGCCAUGGGGCGGACCGAUGGGACCAGCGGGUGGACCGAGAGGAUCAUGGGGCGGACCUAGACGACCAUUCGGUGGACCAAGAGGACCAUGGGGUGGGCCUAUGGGACAGUGGGGCGGACGACGGUGGUAGGUUUUGGGUGGGAAGAAAGCAUAAUUUCUCCAAAAAGACACCCAGAAUCAUACUUGCGUUUUCCUCCGUUGUGUGUUGGAAUAAAAUUUGA
Messenger RNA from Haemonchus placei, 478 nucleotides. The record is from the annotation of a GenBank genome assembly. Lineage: Eukaryota; Metazoa; Nematoda; Chromadorea; Rhabditida; Trichostrongylidae.